AUGUCAAGGAGAACUCUCGGGGGAGGAAGAAUUCUCGGUAGCGGAAGAUCAUUAAAUCCCACACUCCCGUCCACAUCCGUAAACCAACCCUCGAAGCUGCAUUCCCCGUCAACGAGUAGCGUUUCCCUAAACUCGCAAGCAUCAGCUUCACAACUCUCAUCGGAUACACAGGACCUGGUAUCAAGGAUAUCAUUAGAAAAUGGAGACUCAUCCAUUUCGAGGACUGCGGCCGCAGCCGCUAACACCUAUCUCGCCUGCCCUAUUUGCAACGAGGAAAUGGUCACUUUAUUGCAGCUGAAUAGACAUCUCGAUGAUGCUCACCGGAAUCUCGAGGACGAACAACAAGUCGAAGUGAAAGACUGGUUUCAGAUCCAAGUUGAGAAAGCGAAACGAUUCCAACCGUUAGCUGUGCUAAACCAAAAGCUAAAGGGCUUGGAUGUCUUCGAGUCAAACAAUAAUCCACAGUUUGCUCCCUCCGUUCCGACUCGAUCCUCUACAAACGGGCUUGUUGAGCCACCCAGGCUACUAGACCCAGAUGAACUUGUGACUAGGGCACAUUGGCAACGGCGUAGUCUGUACGAUGUGUGCCUGGAGCCUAUGUGUGAAAAACAACUCACUAUGACAACUGGUUGCGUGAAUUGUCGAAAAUGCGGACGGUUGUUUUGCGAGGAACACACAAUGUACCAGAUGAAGUUAUCUCGAUCUGCUCAACAUGAUCCCGUCCGUGGCUUAUGGUGUCGGGUAUGUGAGACAUGCUACAAGUCGAGAGCGGGCUACAACGAUAAAAUUGGGGCGGAACGCGAUCAUACCGCAGCUUUCAAAUCCAUAAGGAAGCCAGUGGUAGACAGAGCGUUUUUGGAAGUGUCGCGGUUAGAGAAAAGGCUCAGUCGGCUGACACAGCUUCUCGCCGAGCUUCCUUCCGAACAGGUACAAUCGGGUACUAACAAGAAAUGGUCAUUUUCCUGGCAGGGAGAUCAGAGGAAAAAGAUUGAACAAUCUGUUGUGAGCUGGGAAGACGAUGCUAGCGUUCCAAGGUGCCCGUUUUGUCAGCAAGAGUUUACCACAUAUACGUUCCGAAGACACCAUUGUCGGACAUGUGGCCGUGUAGUUUGUGGUGAUCCAGACACGGAAUGCUCUUCUGAGGUUGGGUUAGAUGUAGCAACAAGUAUACCCCGUGUAUCAGAGAAGCCGGCCAACGCAGGAAAACUUAGUAUAGAUAUUCGGCUCUGCAGGGAGUGCAAGUCUACGCUAUUUGAUAAACGGGAUUUCGCGCUAGAUCUAGCUAAAGAGCCUCCUGAUGCUCGGGCAUACAAAAAUCUUGUUCAAUUCGAAAGGGGAAUCCGACUUUUGUUACCUCGGUUUCAGAAACUUUUGAGCGCCCUACAAGAUCCCGAAGACCCCCCUUCUCCGGCUCAGUUAGCAGAAGCUUCUAAAGUACGCAAGCGUCUUAUGGAUUCGUUCGCUCAAUAUGAUGUUGCAGCCCGCCGCAUCCGUGAUCUUCCUACCGACUCCCCGACACAAUCCAAGCUCCAAAAGUCCAUAUAUCACCAAGCCACGAAUUUUCUUCAUCUUCACAUGCUUCCACUGAAAACGCUUCCGAAAAUCCUUAAACAUGCAACACCUCAUGGUCGCCAUUCUGAUUCUACAUCAUCCAAUGGAUCAACGCCCCGUGCACUUGCAGCAAUCAAUUCCCAUAAACAUGCGAACAGCCGCGUGAGCCUGACCAGUGAUAACAGCACCGCCUUAUCCGCUCUUGAAACAGAGGAAAGGUCACUGCGAGAACGAUUGAUAGUACUCGAGGAGCAGAAAUUUUUCGUAUCAGAGAUGAUUGCGGAUGCUAAUCGUAGAAGGAAGUUUGACGAAGCCGCCAGCCUUACAAUGAAUGCAGAGGAGUUGGGUAAAGAAAUCGACAAGAUUAAUGGGAUGUUGGAGCAGUUGGAUUUUGCCGGGAUUUACCUGCCUGCUAAUGGUGAUCAGGCUACGGAAACCCAGGCUUGAAGCCUAUAGCUGACUCGUAUAUACUAAUGAUAACGACGACUUGAUUUGUCCAUACAGAUAUGCUUAGCGUUUUCAUAGCUCUUCUUUGUUGAUACUCAUGACAAUUAUCCAGGAUGAUUACCAGCGUAUUAUGAAGAAGGAAUGAAUUGUUGAUUUUCUUUGGCAUUAUGAAGAGCUCCACAUUUGAUUCUGAUACAAGCUUCCCUUUCCUUGGUAUAUACUUCCGGAUUGAUGCAAAGAUAUAGCCAGUAGCCGUUUAGAGUACCG
Messenger RNA from Coccidioides immitis RS, 2265 nucleotides. RefSeq names its product vacuolar segregation protein. Gene Ontology annotation, molecular function: metal ion binding; DNA binding. Gene Ontology annotation, biological process: DNA repair. The record is from RefSeq and is a predicted model, not a curated record. The transcript has 6 exons. NCBI's taxonomy places the organism in Eukaryota, Fungi, Ascomycota, Eurotiomycetes, Onygenales, Onygenaceae. Bases 1 to 1998 code for a protein of 665 amino acids.